This is a messenger RNA of Urocitellus parryii (Arctic ground squirrel), 3001 nucleotides long. It is a transcript of the gene Gga1, whose product is annotated as golgi associated, gamma adaptin ear containing, ARF binding protein 1. Gene Ontology annotation, molecular function: ubiquitin binding; phosphatidylinositol binding; small GTPase binding. Gene Ontology annotation, biological process: intracellular protein transport; protein localization to cell surface; Golgi to plasma membrane transport. Lineage: Eukaryota; Metazoa; Chordata; Mammalia; Rodentia; Sciuridae. The record is from RefSeq and is a predicted model, not a curated record. Gene Ontology annotation, cellular component: trans-Golgi network.
GGAAGUGACCUCAGAGCCCCUCAGAAACAUGGCCCCGGAGCGCCCUUCCGGAAGCGGUCACAAGUAUCUCCGUGACGCAGAACGAGUUAGAGCGUCCCGUAGGGUUUCCAUGGUGUUGYCCUCAGCACCCCGUCUCUCCGCUUCCUCUCCCGCCUGAACACCGGGAACGGGAAGGCAGGCGGCGGGUCCUUCCCAGCACCGCCUCCCCGUCUGGGGGAGGGGUUGGACGAGCGGGUGACGCUCUGGGCGAGCUCGUUCGCUUCUCUAUGGUGCCCAGCGCUCCUGCGCGCCGCUCCAGCGCGUUGGAGCGGACGCUGCCCCUUUAAUCGACAGAGGGCGGUGCCGAGGAGGUCCCGCGAGAGCUGCGGGGGGCGGGGGGCGGUGCCGAGCCGGGGGCCCGUGGCGGAUGGAGCCAGCGAUGGAGCCGGAGACUCUGGAGGCGCGAAUCAACAGAGCCACAAACCCCCUGAACAAGGAGCUGAACUGGGCCAGCAUCAACGGCUUCUGUGAGCAGCUCAACGAGGACUUUGAGGGGCCUCCACUUGCCACCCGGCUGCUGGCCCACAAGAUCCAGUCCCCACAAGAGUGGGAGGCCAUCCAGGCCCUGACGGUGCUGGAGACCUGCAUGAAGAGCUGCGGCAAGAGGUUCCACGAUGAGGUGGGCAAGUUCCGCUUCCUGAACGAGCUCAUCAAAGUCGUGUCUCCCAAGUACCUGGGCUCCAGGACGUCCGAGAAGGUGAAGAACAAGAUCUUGGAGCUGCUCUACAGCUGGACGGUCGGCCUGCCCGAGGAAGUGAAGAUCGCAGAGGCCUACCAGAUGCUGAAGAAGCAGGGGAUUGUGAAGUCGGACCCCAAGCUUCCCGAGGAUGCCAUCUUUCCCCUCCCCCCUCCACGGCCCAAGAAUGUGAUCUUCGAAGAUGAGGAGAAGUCCAAGAUGCUGGCCCGCCUGCUGAAGAGCUCCCACCCCGAGGACCUCCGGGCAGCCAACAAGCUCAUCAAGGAGAUGGUGCAGGAGGACCAGAAGCGGAUGGAGAAGAUCUCCAAGCGGGUGAAUGCCAUCGAGGAGGUGAACAACAACGUAAAACUCCUGACGGAGAUGGUGAUGAGCCACAGCCAGGGCGGCACGGCGUCCGGCAGCAGCGAGGACCUCAUGAAGGAGCUGUACCAGCGCUGUGAGCGGAUGCGGCCCACACUCUUCCGACUGGCCAGUGACACAGAAGACAAUGAUGAGGCCCUAGCGGAAAUCCUGCAGGCCAACGACAACCUCACUCAGGUGAUCAACCUGUACAAGCAGCUGGUGCGGGGCGAGGAGGUCAACGGCGAUGCGGCCGCCGGCCCCAUCCCUGGGAGCACCUCGGCCCUGCUGGACCUGUCAGGCCUGGAUCUCCCACCCACGGGCACCACCUACCCAGCCAUGCCCCCCCACCCUGCGGACCAGACCAGCCCCGAGCAGCUCAGCACCUCAGUUUCUCUGCUGGAUGAUGAGCUCAUGUCUCUAGGCCUGAGUGACCCCACACCCCCUACAGGCCCCAGCUUGGACGGUGCUGGAUGGAACAGCUUCCAGUCCUCAGACGGUGCUGAGCCUCCAGCCCCCGCUUCAGCCCAGGUCCCCAGCACGGACAUCCGGCCGCCAGGACAGAUGCCCCAGCCGGCCAGCAGUGGCCUGGAUGACCUGGACCUCCUGGGGAAGACCCUCCUGCAGCAGUCACUGCCCCCAGAGGCCCAGCAAGUGCGGUGGGAGAAGCAGCAGCCAGCCCCCCGACUCACACUCCGGGACCUACAGAAUAAGAGCAGCUCACCCAGCCCCAGUGCCGCCAGCCUCCUCCACGCCGUGUCCCCAGAGCCCCCUGGGCCUCCACAGCAGCCCCUGCCCACUGAGCUCUCACUGGCCAACAUCACUGUGCCCCUGGAGUCCAUCAAACCCAGCAGCAUCUUGCCCGUGACCGUGUACGACCAGCAUGGCUUCCGCGUCCUCUUCCACUUUGCCCGCGACCCGCUGCCUGGGCGAGCUGACGUGUUGGUGGUGGUGGUAUCCAUGCUCAGCACUGCCCCCCAGCCCAUCCGCAACAUCGUGUUCCAGUCAGCGGUGCCCAAGGUCAUGAAGGUGAAGCUGCAGCCCCCCUCAGGCACGGAGCUGCCGGCGUUCAACCCCGUUGUCCACCCCUCAGCCAUCACUCAGGUCCUGCUCCUCGCCAACCCCCAGAAGGAGAAGGUCCGCCUGCGCUACAAGCUCAUCUUCACCAUGGGCGACCAGACCUACAGCGAGAUGGGCGACGUGGACCAGUUCCCCCCACCUGAGACCUGGGGCAGCCUCUAGAACAGAGGGGCUGGGGAGAGGCUGUGGUGGCCCAGGACACCCUCUGUUCUCCGUGGCCACUUGCCCCUGGCCUGGUGCUUCUCUCCCCACCCUGUGGCCCCAAGUGACUCUUCCCCUCCUGCUUUGCCUCCCCACCUGCUGAGCCAAACCCAGCGGGAGGUUGGGCCUGGGUUCGCACCACCAGGGUCCCCCAAAACUGGUGGGGUCCUGGAGCAGGGAGGGGCUGCCCAGCCAUGGAAGGACUUGGGUCUAAGGGAAGGAGCCUGGCCAUCGGGCCCAGCCCUGACCCCAGCCCGGGUGGGGUCUUCCCCACCUGUCUCAUGCCUUAUGGGAAGGCCCAGCCAUAAACGGGAGGUCAAGCUGGAGCUGGGGACCAGCCAGGCCUCCUCAUAGGAACCCAGUGACCGGGGGACACCCGUGCCCCCACUGUUUGCACUCUGCUGUGUGGUUUGGCUCCUUUGCUUUUCUUUCGGAGUAGCCGGUGGCCGCAACCCAGGCCCUGCCUCCUGGGGGCCUCUCUUCACUUUGAGGUCUCUAGAGGGACUGUGAGAGCCCGGGAUGAGGCCAGAGAGUGGCCUCCUGGGGCGCCUCACGCCUGUCCACCCAUCUGUCCACGGUUAGCAGUGGAGGCGGCGGGGGCAGGGGCGCGAGUAUUUAUGAAAAUAAAACGUCCUUGUUCCUGGA